AUGGCUUUAUCUUCAGUUGAGCUUUGUCCCAAGCCGUCAAUCUCUUUUGGACAAGUUAGUAUACCUAAAACGAGUAAGUUAAAAUCUCAAUCACAAUCUCGGAGAUCAGCUUCCAUUUUUGCAGCACCAGCUGUGAAUAAGGCGAUUAAAUCGGCGAAAACCAGCUCAAUUUUGGCUCAUUUUUGGAGGGAGAUUCAAGGGUUUAACAACUGGGAAAAUCUCGUUGAGCCCUUGCACUUUCUUCUUCGUCAAGAAAUUAUUCGCUAUGGUGAGUUUGUUGCUGCAUGUUACAAGGCUUUUGACCUCGAUGCAAAGUCGGAACGAUACUUGAGCUGCAAGUAUGGAAAGAAGAGCAUGUUUAGAGAAAUUGGCAUGGAAAAUUCAGGCUAUGAAAUCACAAAGUACAUCUAUGCAACUGCUGAUGUCACCAUCCCCAUCCACAAUAGCACUUCCUGCGGGCGUUGGAUCGGAUAUGUCGCCGUUUCCUCCGACGAAUCUGUUAGAAGGCUUGGUAGAAGAGAUAUUGUCAUUGCAUUUCGAGGCGCAGUGACGCACCUUGAAUGGGCAGCCAAUUUAAUGAGCUCAUUGACGCCGGCGAGGCUCGACCCUCACAAUCCGAGACCAGAAGUGAAGGUCGAAUCCGGAUUUAUGAGUUUGUACACUACAAAUGAAAACAAUAAGUUCGGUUUACGAAGUUGUCGUGAGCAGCUUUUCUCUGAAAUAUGGCGGCUUUUAAACAAGUACAAAGGCGAAGAAAUGAGCAUAACGUUAGCAGGUCACAGUAUGGGGAGUUCAUUAGCCCUUCUUCUCGCGUAUGAUGUCGCAGAAUCGGGUUUAAACUCAAUUAUCGAUAAUCAUUCAGAGAUUCCAGUGACGGUUUUUUCAUAUGCCGGACCCAGAGUGGGAAAUGCGGGAUUCAAACAAAGAUGCCAGCAGCUGGGAGUAAAAGUGUUAAGAAUUGUGAAUAGUAAUGACCCGAUAACAAAACUUCCGGGGUUUUUUUUUAAUGAAAAUUUUAGGGUUUUGGGAGGGACGACAUAUGAAUUUCCAUGGAGCUAUGCACACGUGGGAGUCGAAGUCGUUCUUGACUUCUUCAAUAUGCAAAACCCUUCGUGUGUCCACGAUUUGGAGGCACAUAUCAGCUUACUUAAAUGCCCAAAUCCUGUAGAAAUUCAAAGGGAAGGUGUAGGUUUAUUGAAAAAAGCAAGAGAGUGGCUCUUGAUGCUCAAAGUUUUAACAUGGUUAAAAUUUGUUGCGGAUAACAUGUUGAGUUCAUUGGUUCCUAUAAAUUCUUGA
Molecule: messenger RNA, 1296 nt
Organism: Mangifera indica (mango)
Lineage: Eukaryota; Viridiplantae; Streptophyta; Magnoliopsida; Sapindales; Anacardiaceae
Product: galactolipase DONGLE, chloroplastic-like
Exons: 1
Coding region: 1-1296 (431 amino acids)
Biological process (GO): jasmonic acid biosynthetic process
Cellular component (GO): chloroplast
Molecular function (GO): glycerophospholipid phospholipase A1 activity
Source: RefSeq, a predicted model, not a curated record